Phyllostomus hastatus (greater spear-nosed bat) is the source of this 1192-nucleotide messenger RNA. RefSeq names its product latexin (gene LXN). Lineage: Eukaryota; Metazoa; Chordata; Mammalia; Chiroptera; Phyllostomidae. Gene Ontology annotation, molecular function: metalloendopeptidase inhibitor activity. Bases 313 to 981 code for a protein of 222 amino acids. The record is from RefSeq and is a predicted model, not a curated record. The transcript is spliced from 6 exons.
UAAGGGCUACGAAACGGAAGGGUGAAGUGCUAGCCAACCCAGCCUGAUCCAGGUGCUCUCCGGCCUGGCGGGAACCUGAGAGUAAAAGUGCACGGAGCAAGGUGGGGCGACGGCGUCAGCCAGCGCCCAGGGGCAGCUUCCUGAAAGGGAAAGAGGGAGGGAAGGGAGGAGAGGCGGGGAAGGAGUCGCGGACCCGCCCACGCCCCACCCAGCACUGCCACCCCGCGGCUGGCGGCAGACAGCGGACGGGCGGGACACGCACUCGUGGCGUCCGGUUAGGCUGGAGCAGACUCGAGCUGCCCCUCACCAAGAAUGGAAAUCCCACCGACCCACUACCCCGCCUCCAGGGCGGCCUCGGUGGUGGAGAACUGCAUUAACUACCAGCAGGGGACCCCCCACAAGGUGUUUCUGGUGCAGACAGUCCAACAAGCCAGCAUGGAGGAUAUUCCAGGACAAGGACAUAAGUAUCGCCUUAAGUUUUCUGUGGAAGAAAUUAUCCAAAAACAAGUGACAGUGAACUGCACAGCUGAAGUCCUUUACCCGCCAGUGGGACAAGAUACUGCACCUGAAGUCAACUUCACGUUUGAAGGGGAAAUUGGAAAGAACCCAGAUGAAGAAGAUAACACAUUUUAUCAAAAACUCAAAUCCAUGAAGGAACCACUGGAAGCACAAAACAUUCCAGACAGUUUUGGAAACGUAUCUCCAGAAAUGAAGCCAGUUCGACAUUUGGCCUGGGUUGCCUGUGGUUAUAUAGUAUGGCAGAAUUCUACUGAAAACACAUGGUAUAAAAUGGUAAAAAUUCAAACUGUCAAGCAAGUGCAAAGAAAUGAUGACUUCAUUGAGUUAGACUACACCAUUCUACUUCAUGACAUUGCAUCUCAGGAGAUUAUUCCUUGGCAAAUGCAAGUUCUCUGGCACCCACAAUAUGGCACUAAAGUAAAACAUAACAGCCGUCUGCCGAAGGAAGCACAGCUGGAAUGAGCGAAGACCCCGGGCUCACUGCUGAUGUGCUCGUCACUCCUCACCGACAUCUAGCUAAAGGGCCAAGCAAAUCCCAGUGUCAGUCUGUACAAAUGUCUGGAUUACAGCACAGAACUGUACAGCUUCCAUAAUAAAGAGUUUCACGAUGUAAAAGUGUCUUACUAACAAUAACAGUGCUGUGCAUAUCCCAUAAUAAAGAGCUUCAAUUACA